This is a messenger RNA of Soboliphyme baturini, 357 nucleotides long. Lineage: Eukaryota; Metazoa; Nematoda; Enoplea; Dioctophymatida; Soboliphymatidae. The record is from the annotation of a GenBank genome assembly.
AUGACUGCAUCAAUAACCACCGCGAUCAUCGAGGUCGUUAUCAUCAUCAUUAUCAUCAUCAUCAUCAUCAUCACCAUCAUCAUCAUCAUCAUCAUCAUCGUCGUCGUCAUCAUCAUCGUCGGCGUUAUAGUGAACGGCUUUGUCAGCAAGGGCUGUGCUGCCAGCACGUGGAAAUCCAACCAUAGCAAGAGCAGCGGAAUUGGCUGCAGGCGAGAAGAAAUAUUCGGCGUCGUUUCGCAGGUUUGUUACUGCAACAACAGCGACUUCUGCAAUGCUUCUCUCAAGUCCUUUGGUUGGUCAACACCCUUCGCCGUGUUCUUGUGCCUUGGAGUAUGUCUGCUGCUGUACGAGCUCUGA